Molecule: messenger RNA, 2573 nt
Organism: Sclerotinia trifoliorum
Lineage: Eukaryota; Fungi; Ascomycota; Leotiomycetes; Helotiales; Sclerotiniaceae
Source: the annotation of a GenBank genome assembly
CCUGGUCAAUAUUCCAAUUGCGUGAUAUGUCACCAUCGUACUGUAACCAAAAAUAAGGAAAAAACAAGGAGAAAUCACGGAUAUGACAUUUAUAUCUGGCAAGUCCCUCCGCUAUUAAAAGCGAUUUGUUGAUUGACUAUCAAUGUGUUCCUGUAAGAUUUGUAAAAUUUGUAAAGUUUGUAUGUAACAUAGGAAUGGGGUUUGCUUGGCUCGUCCCGAUACUAUCGAGGUGGAUUUGUUUCAAUACUUAAGAUGGGCGGCCGACACUGCUUCCUGUUUGAUUCAAAUCCUGUUGGUUGAAUUGAUUCUGUCAAUAUAAUUCGAUUCGACCUUUGGGACGGACCUUUGAGACACUCGCUCAUCUGAUUUCUUCCAAUUGGCAAUAUGGAAGAUGUCAAAGACAAUACAUCGAGAAAGGUCGUCUCGGAUAGUGCAUCACAUAUCUCGGUGACUCAUGUUGGCCGUGAGAAUUUGGCCGAUGCACUUCCGCCUCAUGAAUCAUAUGAAGGAAGUCAUAGAUAUGAUCCAGCUGCCACAUGGACGGAAGCAGAGGAGAGAAGAGUCGUUCGCAAGACUGAUCUUUAUCUUUUGCUGUGGAUUUGCGUCAUGGUAAGAAUUCUCCCAUUCUGGUCAAUGUCUUGAUUAUUGAUUCGGAAUAUAGUUCUUCGGAUUGCAACUUGACAGAGGGAAUCUCUCCAAUGCUACAGCGGAUAAUCUUCUAAAGGAUUUAAAGCUCACUACCGACGACUAUAAUAAUGUAAGGUUUCCAUCUUACCCCGACUUAAAUGUUGGGUGCUUUCCGUACUUACAGUUUGAUAGGGUACUACAAUUCAAUUGUUGUGCUUUCUGGCAGCAGAAUUUCCUGUUCAGUUCCUCACCAAGCGUUAUGGAUUCAAAUACAUUCUCCCAAUCAUGAUGAUGCUUUGGGGUACCGUCUGUAAGUGAAGUGGACCGGAAGAAACCAUGAUUGGAGAGAAUAGCAAUACUGAUACUUCACAUUAGCAUGGACUCAGGCCUGGAUGCAUGAUCGUACAUCCUUCUAUAUCACCCGUGCCCUCAUUGGACUUUGUGAAGGUGGUUUCAUUCCUGGUACCAUCCUCUUUGCGACAUACUUCUACAAGUCAAAGGAACUAUCCGUUCGUCUUGCUUGUUUUUGGUCCACACUCAAUAUUGCCCGAGUAAUUUCGGCGCUACUUGCAGCUGGAAUCCUGACAAUGAGGGGAGUGGGUGGUAAACCAGGAUGGUUUUAUUUGUUCCUGAUUGAAGGACUUUUCACAUUUUUAAUUGGUGUUAUUGUAAGCUUCGUCCCAUGCUCCCCAGUUUCCCUGUGCUGGAUUAACAAGGAAAUGCAGAGUAUUUUGUAUCUUCCUCAAUCCCCGACGAAGACUUCCAGUGUUUUAUGCCGCAAAUCUUGGUAUACAGAGCGAGAGGAGAUAAUCAUGGUGAAUGUAAGUCAAUGAACUCCAGCUAAACACUUCGACACUAACAAAAUAGCGAAUCCUGCGUGACGAUCCAGCCAAAGGGCUUACAUCACUGCAAGAACCAGCCACAUUCAAAGACAUUCGCGAAGCAUGGAGUGACUCUUCCAUGUGGGGUCUUUAUUUCAUCGGUUUGGUAGCGUACAUUCCUGCGACGCCUGUUCAAUCUUAUAUUACGCUCACAUUGAGGCGUUUGGGAUAUACUACCUUCGACUCCAACAUGUUGACCAUCCCAUCUGCUGCCUUGCAAGUAAUCACUAUGCUUGUGCUUGCAUAUAGUAGUGACUUCUUUGAUGAACGUACAUUUCAUUGUAUUUUUGGAGAAUUCUGGAUACUGCCGCUACUUACGGCACUCUUGACAAUCCCCGAUGGCGGGAGGGACUGGAGUAGAUGGUCUUUGGUGACAUUAAUUUCUGGAUGUAAGUGCUUGGACGAAAUUCCCAUGUCUCAAGUUCCAAGUUCUAAUUUACUGACUUUAACCCAGAUCCCUACUUCCAUCCAAUCGUUUCUGCUUGGAUUUCAGAAAACACGUUCGAUGUGAAGAAGCGCGCAAUUACAGCGGCGACUUACAACGUUAUUGUUCAAGUUGGAUCAUUGAUCGGUUCUCAAAUCUACCGUUCAUAUGAUGCUCCAUAUUACAAACAAGGCAAUAAGGUCCUGAUUUCCAUUUGCGCAUUGGCGCUAGUGACAUUUGUGACACAAAGACAGUACUUGAUAGUGUUGAACAAGAGAAAGGAGAAGGUUUGGGAUCAAAUGACGGCUGAAGAAAAGGCUGCAUAUCAAAACGACAGUGAAGCAAGAGAGAAAGAUGGUAACAAAAGACUUGACUUUAGGUUCAAGUAUUGAUUUUGGAAGUCAAGAAAGAAGGGGGAUGGACUGAAUUAGAUGGAUGAGAUGAAUGAGAUGAGAUGAACCAAAAUGUAGUGUAAUGAAGUACCUAGUAUAUAUAUAUCAUAUAUAUAUCAUAUAUUAUAUAUCUAAUAUAUAUCAUAUAUCAUAUAUCUAGUUAUCUAUAGAGUAAUUACUGGCAGAUUCGUGAUAAUCUUGCAAACAUAAAUGUUUUUCAAUUAUUAUUAUUAGCUAAGGUAAGUACGA